Aedes albopictus (Asian tiger mosquito) is the source of this 8387-nucleotide messenger RNA. RefSeq names its product protein tiptop (gene tio). The transcript has 2 exons. The coding region runs from base 1484 to 4927 and encodes 1147 amino acids. NCBI's taxonomy places the organism in Eukaryota, Metazoa, Arthropoda, Insecta, Diptera, Culicidae. Gene Ontology annotation, molecular function: DNA binding; DNA-binding transcription factor activity, RNA polymerase II-specific. Gene Ontology annotation, cellular component: nucleus. Gene Ontology annotation, biological process: regulation of transcription by RNA polymerase II. The record is from RefSeq and is a predicted model, not a curated record.
AUGGGCCCGAAGUUCGGUUUCCUUUCAGCAGCUUGCCAUCACUCAGUGUUCCGUAGACAGGCGGUAUAGCAAGAACGCGUCAAAGCAAAGGACCAAGACCUGCGGCCGGUGUGUGUUUGGUCGGCUCGCCCUCGCAGUUUUCUAGUUGUUGAGAUCUAGUUGAGGAGUGCGUUUUACGUCGAAGGUGAAAACAGAACAAUCUCGCGUGUGCAACUGCUACUCGGUGCUAUUGAGACAGUGUGAGUGCGCGCGUGUAGGCGCAUUCGGCCUUCAGUGUGCUAGUCGCGCUGACGACGGCAGAGGUGUCCUUCUGGUACAUGGCGACGGGCACGAAGACUUCGUGCGAGGAAGAGAUCCCUUCGCCUUGGGUGUGAGGUGGCAAGGACCUAGGGGGUUGCAGGGAGAGAACGAAGACGCGAGUUCCUUUCGGGUGAUUUCUCUCUGGACGUGACUGUGUGUUGUGUGGAUGUUAUUGUUUUUUGCUGAAACGAGUUCGUGAGUGUUUUGUGUAUAUCGUGUGUGCAUGUCACUGUCUACACGGGCUGUCGACGACGAGGUACGACCUGUGCUUGCUUGUGUGUGACAUGCUCCUGACGGCAGGCUGCUGGCGAGAGCGCGCGGGUCGUCAUCAUCAAACCGGGAGCAGCGAACGUGUUGUGUCGCUCUCGUCAUGUCAAUGAUGUGAUGUCCGUGUGGAAGCAAAGAGCUCGUCAAAGUCCGGAGCGCGCUUCACAGCAUCAGUCAAAUCCGCGGUGAAAGGACGAAGGACAAAAGCAUCCGCCAGCAGUACGGCGCCAAACAGUGGCUAGUGUAGAGGUGUGUUGUGGUAGAAGAACAAGAAGAACUACAACGACAUUAGCACCAGUACAGAACAACACAGUUCAGUCAAUUCACAGAGUCUAGCACAUAGUGACAUCUUUUGCCAGGAAUUGGCAGCUAGAACCUUCUCCGCUGGCCACCGGCCCGAAGAGAGACGCUACUGUGGUGUAUCGUGCGAUUGCCGAACAGCUCAAUCCAAGAAAAGAUAUCAUGAGCAAAAUGUGUCCCCUCGUGUUAUGUGCGCUGGUAGUGUUCUGUCGAAUACGCGAGUGUUCGCGACCCGGUCGCUUCUUGUAAUCAUCAUCCUUCACUCACAUUGGCUGCCUGUAUGCAAACAGCAGCACCUGUGCUCGUCAGUCCGCAAGGCAAACAUGAAAUCUUAGCACCGAAGUGAUUAAACAAAAUUCGUUCACCCAAAACCAGUCGUCACAAAGUGUCGCAGUCGUUGUGGUGUUAAUCGAAGUGAAAGUAUACCGCCAGAGUUCGAAACUCGAAGAGCAUAACGUAACCAAGAAGAUAACAGAAAAUGUGCUGAACCCAACAAACGAACGAAGACCAGUUAAGCUUCCCGCGAACCUAGUUCCCGAUCCAUCAGUUUUGAUUUUCCUGGAGUAACCGGUCAGAAGAAAACGUUUCAAAAAUUGAGAACCAAAAUCUCCCAUCAAUGAUGCUCCACGAGGCAGUAAUGUUGGAAAUCUACCGUCAGGCACUUCACGCUAGUGAAAUGGCCAGCCCUAGAUGCCAAUCGAGGGAGUCAUCCGGCGGUGGACGUUGCCCCUCGGACGAAUCGAUUCGCUCCGAGGGCGACCGGGACGGACAGAACUCCGGUGCCAACGUGAGCCCGGUUUCGAUCACGCUCCCGCCCACCCUCGCGCCAGCAGCCGCCGCCGCCCUCCUGCCUCAGCAUUCAGCCGCCAUGGCCGCCUAUCUCAACGUGGCGGCCGUAGCGGCCCAGCAGAACCGACUGCUGCUAGGAUCCCCGCUGGCCGGACUAGCAGCCGCCCGCAACGGCUCACCGCCGAUUCUACCUCCGCUGGCGUCCCCGACCGACGAGAGCGACGAUGCCGUGUUGGACUUUAGCAAAAAGCGAUCCGACAGUGGUACGGCCGACGAGGACGCUAACAGUGACUGCGACGAAGGGGACGCUGUGAACCUGAGCGGGAAAUCCGGCGAGAACAGCCCGCUGGAUCUGUCGGUUAGCACCCGGAAACGAUCCGGUGAUGACUCGGAAUCGCCUCCACCAAGGAAAGCUCCACGAUCUCUGGAAUACAAACCACCAAUAGUUAGUCCUUGGAGUUCACCUGUUGGUCCACAGCUUCCGUACUUUGCCGCAGCCGUUGCAGCUGCCAGCAUGUCUCCCAAGAACAACCACUCAGACUGGAACGGCAAACACAAAGGUGUCGUCAAUGAAGCCGCUAAAGCCUUAGAAAAAAUGACCGAAAUGAGUCGUUUGGGUGGGGAUGAAAUCUACAGGCCGUCGAACAAUAACGCUGGAGGUGGUGGAGGAGCUACCGCUGGCGGUGGCCGCCAUAGUGCUUGGCAGUCCCACUGGCUCAACAAAGGUGCCGACUCUGCCAAGGAUGUGCUAAAAUGCGUUUGGUGCAAGCAGAGCUUCCCUUCGCUAGCUGCCUUGACAACUCACAUGAAGGAAACCAAACACUGCGGAGUUAACGUUCCUCCCGGCACGGGAAUGCCUCAACAGCCCAUCCAGCAACAACCACCGAAUUCGUCCGUUCCCAACAGCGGUAGUAGUGCUUCCAACAAACCAACACCCAGUGAACUGAAUCUAUUAAUUAAGGAAACUAUGCCUCUCCCAAGGAAGUUGGUCCGCGGCCAAGAUGUUUGGCUUGGAAAAGGAGCUGAACAGACUCGACAAAUUCUGAAGUGCAUGUGGUGCGGUCAAAGCUUCCGUACUCUGGCCGAAAUGACCACUCACAUGCAACAGACGCAACACUACACCAACAUAAUCUCGCAAGAACAAAUCAUAUCCUGGAAAUCAACGGAUGACAAACCCGGAGGCCCUCCUGGUCCCAGCGGUGGAACCACGCCAGUACCUCCGGGAGCACCUAAUGCUCCACCUGCGCAAGCAAACAGUCACGUAAGCGCAGUGCUGACCUGCAAGGUUUGCGAUCAAGCAUUCUCCUCGCUAAAGGAACUCAGCAAUCACAUGGUCAAGAACGCCCACUACAAGGAGCACAUCAUGCGUUCCAUCACGGAAACUGGUGGCCGACGUCGACAGACACGAGAGAAACGAAAGAAGUCUCUUCCUGUACGCAAACUUCUCGAAAUGGAACGCGCUCAGCAUGAUUUCAAAAAUGGCGAAAAUCCAGCGGUGAACCCCGCUGCCAACAAACCAAUCCGUGACAUGGGAGCUGGCAAAAUCACCUGUGAAAAGUGCAAUGAAAAGAUCGAAACCACCAUGUUUGUGGACCAUAUCAGGCAGUGCAUUGGUGGAACGGCCAUCCUCCAAGCUCAGCAGCAGCGAGAGAAACUCAAGAAUGCCCUCCUGUCCAAUACGAUCAUCCCUCCGGACUCGAUCAGCCCAGUGACACCCACCAGCCGGGAUGGUAGAAAAUCAGUGGGGGAUGAUCUGUCCUCACCGCUUUCCCUGCAAAAGUCACCCAUGCCGGCGGACCUGUCUUCUCCGGCGUCAGCCAAGAAAGACGGAGAGAAAAGUUCUUCCCCAUCAGUACUGAACGCAAUAGAACAACUAAUUGAAAAAAGUUUCGAUACUCGAUCGAGGCACCCCAAUGCCAACUUCGGUAACAACAGUCAAAGCACUACCCCAUUGGGAUCAAGCAUACUAAAAAGGUUGGGAAUCGAUGAAAGUGUAGACUACACUAAGCCCUUGGUGGACCCACAGACAAUGAACUUGUUACGAACGUACCACCAGCAGCAAUACGUGGCACAGUUCGGAAGACGAGAACGAAGUGGAAGCGAAUCUAGUUCCAUUUCGGAACGAGGAUCGAGCCGAGUGGAUUCCCUAACCCCCGAUAAGAAAUUCGACACAACCGGCCACUCAACGCCAAGAGGAACACCGGAAAAACAGUUUAUGGAUGAUCAUAACAACAGCGACGGCCAAGGAUCGAUCAACAUCAAACGGGAGAUGCAAAGUGACGACGAAGAUGAAGCGGACAAACAUGAACCACCGAAAAUCAAAAUCAAAAAGGAACUCGACGACGAUGACGAGGAAGGGCCGAUGCGACCACCGAGCAAAUCACAUGAGGACGUGUCCGAUAUGGAGAAGGAAAUGAAGCGGAGGAGUAGUGUUGCGUCAAGUCCUGCACCAAGUCCACGUCUAUCGACGGCAAGCGUACCGUUGAGUCCAUCAGCUAGUCCAAUCAGUGAUCAUCAUUCCAUUGCCUCGAGAUCAACGCCGGGAGGAGCGGAAGCGAGUGGUGGUGGCGCUGGUAAGAAGACAUCCAGUGCGAGUGUAAGCAGCAGUUUGGGAGCGUUAUCUUCGAUGUUCGAUAGUCUGACGGGGGCGAAUAGUUCGGGCAACGUGGAGUCGGGAGGAUCGGGUAAAAAGUCCAGUGCUCAUCCUUUGGCGGCUUUGCAGAAGCUUUGUGAUAAGACGGAAACUACUCCCAAUGCAAGAGGAGGAGCAAGCAGUGCACUUCUGUCGGCCACUACAAAUGCUCCCGGGAGCAGGACUGCUCCAGGAGCGAUACUGGCGUUCAGCUGGGCUUGCAACGACGCGGUAGUUUCGGAUGAAUCGGUGAUCAAGUGUGCCUAUUGCGAUACGACGUUCACCUCGAAGGGAGCCUACCGGCAUCAUCUAUCGAAAGCUCACUUUGUAAACGAUGACGUGAUUCCUGAUCCAAAAGGUUCGUCGAUGAAGCCGGGCUCCCCACUUUCGCCCAAAUCUACCGGCAGCGGGGUGACAGGUGGUGGCGGUCGUGAUAGUGUAAAUCGGUCCGACGGAGGAGGUACACCAAUUCCACCGAGCAGUGGCCUCGGCAACAGUGGGGGCGGUAACAGUAGUGGGAAUGGACAGGCGAAGAGUCCACCUCCGGCGCAGUCACCGGCGGCAUUCGACGAAAGUCCGCACUCCAAGUUUCUCAAGUACACCGAACUGGCCAAGCAAUUGUCAUCCAAAUACGUCUGACAUUCCUAAGUUUGCAUACGCGCUCCUCUUGGCAAAAACCCGGUAGGUUUGUUUCGUUUUCCUGUUGUGCUGUAUUUUUUAUGUAAAUAUAAUCCGCUGAAUUGUCGGAACGAUGAUGGACGGCUAGCGAGAUAGAGCAAGAGGGUAUGGUUUGUGUACGAAGAAGGCGAAGAAGCAAACGUCGCAAAGAAAUUGUUCGAGUGCGAGCGAGAGGGGGAAAAUCGAAGAAAACGAGGCAGUAAAUAAAGUAUUUAUGUGUGUAUCCAUUUCUGCUAUGGGUGCGUUCAAUAACCACUUGAAGGAAUGUAAACGACGAAGGAACGGAUCAAAAGGAGACGGAAAGAGCGUGUGGGAUGGUAGGGUCACCGGUCCGUGCGGCAGUGAUCAACAACAGAAGCGGUAAAGCCGACGGGAGCAGGUUUUUUCUUCUCUUCUAUGUGCGAUUCGAGGCGGCCUCUUUAGAAGUGUUGGUGAAUCUCUUUUUUCCGCUUCUUUUAAAUCACUCGCUUUAAUGACUUUUAUAUACACAUCAGCAGCUCUUGCCAUCAUCAGUAGUGACGAUGGUGGCCGUUGUAUGUGAGAAGAAACUCCAACACAAGCAAGUGAACGACGUACGAAGCAAACGAGGGCACAUCAACUGCUACUGCACACACAACUCUCAGAGGAGGGAACACAAAGUAGAGCGAGGCACAACUCGUUACAGUGUGAGUUUGGCCCGAGAGUGCAGUUUUGAUUUUUUUUGUUUGUGCUGUGCGAGAAGGAGGACGGAGAAGAAAUCAAUCAAGAAAAUAAAACCAACGUCAGCGAAAUAUCUUGGCCGUGUGGCUGGGCUUGUGUUCCCGUUGAUGGGUGGAAGAUGGAAAGGGUAAAAUACAGACAGAAAGCCAUCAGAAGGCCGUUCGCUGGUUGCAGAAAAAACAAAAUGGAGUUUGCAUGGGGCUUUAGAAAGAUGGGACAAGCCUCGCGGGCUUCGAUUGCUUCUGAUUCAGCAAGUUGGCUACAUAUUGACAUACAUGUAACUGAACCGUCUCAUUUGCACUCGAAAAAUUUCUGUACUUGUUUAUGUGAUCUUUUCAACUCUUUUUGUAGGAGGAAAUUACACACUAAACAGAUGGUAGAUUUCAUAAUUCCAUUUCCACAUGUGAUUACACAUAUCUUGAAGACAGCAAAUUGGAAACGCAAAAAUUUUAAAUUUUUCGCUACUAAGAACUUCGCGGUGUUCCUGCGAGCGCAUAAAAUGUAAAACAUUUGGCAAGAAAUCGUAAACAAAACAUAAACCUUCUGUAAGAGAUGCCAUUUCAUUGGUUUUGUUUUCAUUUGGAAAAAAUGUGUAUUUGAAUGUAAAAAGUAAUCCAGCUAUACGAGUCAUGAAAAACAUACGAACAGAAAAAAAUCUUUAGAAUCUCCUCUUAAGUAGUACCAGCGAAAGUAAACAUAAAGAAUCAAGCUAUACGAUGAACGAAACACAAACUAAUAAGAUCCAACUAGAAACCAUUGUGAGUAAUUCUGCAUGAAGCAAAAUAUGUUAAAAUUAUUCAAUUUCAAUCGAAAAUUUGGUAUACGUAAUUUACACUGGAAAACAAACAUAAGUAUUAUAUUAUCACUUCCGACCCUAAUGGAACAUAAUUACACGAUAAGCAGCUGUAACCAGCCACAGUAACAAAAUUAUACGAAAUUGAAACUUUUGGUAUACGGAGUAAAAAGACGAAAAUCCUGGAAAUUGAGAAAAAAAAUAUCCGGUAUUCAGUUACGAACCAGUGAACCUAAUCGAAAAAGUAUUAUAGCAUACUCAUUGCGUGCCAAAAUUCAGUAUACCUAUAACCACGAAAGAAGCUUAAGCAACUCUCUUUCGUGUAGCAAAAACAAGCAAAUCUAAAGUCAAAACAACCACAAGCUUCGUUUUCCACCACAUGCAGAUAGUAGUAUAAAAAGCUUUGUUCAACAACGUCACAGAUUGCUACACAACUAAGAGCAACUCACUUCAAUUGCUCCCAGAUUUGCAUUUAUUACGUGUUAAUAUUUCUGUUUUCUUUUUUAUUUUGUUUUCUGUAACGCUAAAGCGAAAAUGUUGUGAUUUCUGUAAAUAGUAGAUUGCUUUCACAUCUUGUACAGAGUGUAAGUCAUUCGCAAAAUUAAUAAGUUUUUGUUUGAUUCUGUUAAAUUGCAAUUUUAUUGUAAAACUCACAAAUUGACUAUUCCGUGAAAUGCGAUGUAAAUACUAACUAGACGUACACCUUGAGAACACUUUUCUACUACCUUAAUCAGAAGCGAAAGAAAAUAUAUUAAAGGAAAACAACGUACGGACUUUGAAGUAAUCAUUUGAUUGGACACAUAAAACAGCUUAGAAACACACAAUUUCAAACGUUGUAGACACUAAUGAACUAAAUACUGCGUAGGAUUAAAUGAAAAGUAAAACAAUAAAGCCACACAAACUCGUAUUUAUUGAAAUUAUUAACUUCUCUCCGAUGGAAGUUGUUACACCUUAAAUAGUAUUAUAGAAAAACAAUGCGCUAACGCCAACAAUACGAGUGAACAGCAUGCAACGUCGUAUACGGAUACAAAAAGAUCCAACUACAUCAGUAUACUCGUGCAACACACUAAAAUCAAAUCGAUGAUACGAAACCCUAGAAAAUAGUUUACAAAAAAAAACACAGUCAUCUUGAUAAGUCGAACGGAACUACAAGUACUAAAAUGGUAUACGUAAUUAUGGAAAGGGAAUGAAAGAAAACGAAUCAAUUCGAAAAUCUGAGAUGUCAAAUUGGAAAAUUGUAAAUUUUGGACGAUAAAAUAGAACGUUAGCAUUAGCAAUAAGCUCUGGGGAAUUCCCAUCAAACUAUUCAAAGAAUCUGAACUUGGAUGGAGUUCGAUUCUCAUCACUUAAAAUCAAAUGAAUAAUAACGAGUAAAUAGAAACCAGUGUAUUUAUAGUGAUAUCACAUUACAAACAACAAAAAAAACGCUGCAUUGAUGAGAACAUUUGAAAAUGCAAAUAAAUUAUUGAAUAAAAAAAAUGGUACGCAGAAUAAAACCGUUCAUUUAAACAUGCAAGCGAUCAAUUUCCGAAUGCUAUGGCAAAUCGAUUUCAUCUGACUGUUAUCUUUUUCCUCUUAUCCAAUCAUCCUUCGUUGAAAAGCUAGAAUUGGCGGUAACGGAAUCCACGAUUUGUUAUUGUAUGAUGAUAACUAAUGAAUUAGUUUUUCUUUUCUUCGUAACGUAAACCACAACAACCGCAGAUUGAUUUUUCCAGUGAUACGGUAAUCGAUUUCCUUGAGAGGAAUCCGAAAAAAACCAGCGUAAGAAAAAAUACACCCACUAAAAGUAAAACAAAAUCUAUAAAUAUAGAUAUAAAUAUAUAUUAUACGAGAUAUAAAUAUCAAUUAUUAUUUAAAUGCAAUUUUUAAAAAUUUUAAAAAAGGAAAGCUCAAAAUAAAAAUAUGUAUAUGUUAAAAAUUUCAAACAAA